AACAGGAUCGGGUGGGGGGGUGGGAUGCGGGUGGGGGAAAACUGGGGUUGCCAAAGCCGCCUCUCCGCCUUCAGUCCGCCCCUCCAGUCCGCCGCUCCCGGCGCCCCUGCCGCCGCGCCCGCCCAGCGACCCCAUGACACAGAUCGGCUUAAAGCUCCCCGCCUGUCCGCCUGCCCUCGAGAGAGGGUCCCGACCCCCAGACAGGUCUCCGAAGGCUGGGCUUCGCCUCACGCCGACCUCCGGCCCCACCCCACCCGCGUAACUAUAAACUCCAGCUACUUGCCGCGCUGCUUUUGCACAGACUCAUGCCCUGCCCCAGAAGGGACAGUGGCCGUGCUGUGGCGGGAACAGCGGGCGGGCUGGUCCAGAGCAGGGCCUGCCUGGGUGAGGAGGAUUUGGAGGGCCAGGCCCUGUCGUCACAGGGUUAUGAGGCCGAAGGGACCAUUCCAUUUACAACUGCGCUGAAGAAUUGUGCUAAGUGAAAUAAGCCAGAUACAGAAAGACAAAUACUGUGUGAUCUCGUAUAUGGAACCUAUAAAAGCGUUGAACCAUAGAAACGGCAGAACAGACCAGGCGCUGUGGUUCACGCCUGUAAUCCCAGCACUUUGGGAGGCCGAGGCGGGUGGAUCACUUGAGGGGAAAUGGUGUCCUGCUGGAGGGAGAACUGAUCGAUGUAUCUCGGCACAGCAUCUUGGACACUCAUGGCAGGAAGGAGCGCUACUACGUGCUGUAUAUCCGGCCCAGUCACAUCCAUCGCCGUAAAUUCGACGCCAAGGGAAAUGAAAUCGAGCCCAACUUCAGCGCCACCAGGAAGGUGAACACGGGCUUCCUCAUGUCGUCCUACAAGGUGGAAGCCAAGGGGGACACUGACAGGCUCACGCCCGAGGCGCUGAAGGGGCUGGUCAACAAGCCAGAGCUGCUCGCGCUGACAGAGAGCCUCACCCCCGACCACACAGUGGCGUUCUGGAUGCCCGAGUCAGAGAUGGAGGUGAUGGAACUCGAGCUGGGGGCCGGGGUACGGCUGAAGACUCGGGGCGAUGGUCCCUUCCUGGAUUCAUUGGCCAAACUUGAGGCUGGAACAGUGACCAAGUGUAAUUUCACUGGUGAUGGAAAGACAGGGGCAUCCUGGACAGACAACAUCAUGGCCCAAAAGUGUUCGAAGGGGGCUGCAGCGGAGAUCCGAGAGCAGGGGGAUGGGGCAGAGGACGAGGAGUGGGAUGACUGAGGGACGUGGCUGCCUCUGGGGGCACCAGCACCUUCUGUAGCAUUGUGGAACAUUUCUUCCAUGAACUUCUACUCUGGAGCUGGAGAGAACAGUCUGCCAAGUCUUACCUGGUUCUUCCCCAUAGCCACCUUGGAAUACUCUUUGAACAAGCUCUGCUAAAACCAAACCCAUGACCACUGUGUUGGUGGUGGGGCCUCAUGCUGUGGCUCAGGGAGGGCCCCUCCCUGCAUGUGAGUCUAGCCUUCCUAGACAUUACAUGAUGACCCUUUAAAAAAAAAUUAGAGAUGGAGGUCUCACUAUGUUGCCCAGGCUGAUCUCAAACUCCUGGACUCAAGCGAUCCACCCCCCUCCACCUCCCAAGGUGUUGGGAUUACAGGCGUGAGCCACUGCACCCAGCCUCAUGUUGACCCUGGCCCUGGAUAGCAGCUUUGUUUGUAGAGGCAGGUGGUGGGAGAGACCCUAGGACAGCCUGAGAGUAACUGGACCUGGUAUUGGUGCGGAGUGGGGAAUAUCCCUUGUCUAAAUGCAGAGCAGCUGAGAGAAGUUAGCGGGGCUCUUCCUCCGUUCUCAUUGUUUCCUGCUUUCCUUCCCCACCCACCCCUUCCUCAGCACUCUGUGUUGUAGCCUGUACUAUCCUGCUUCAAGCCUCCGUGUCCCUUGUACCUUCCCCCUACCUUGAGUUGCCAGUUCUUUACUCCCUCAAAUGUUCCCAUGCCACCUCUGGGGUUUCUGUUAUCUGACAUCCCUGGCUGCUUUCCUGGUAGAUGCCAUUCCCAGAGAGGCCAACAGCGUUCCCAGGCGUGGCUGGCUGGUCCGCAUCUCUCAGACUCACUCUGCCAGGCUACAGUUUUGAGAAUACCUUUUUUGUUGUUGUUUUGUACCUGGAGAACUUUUUAUGAAUGAGUAAAUCUUCAGAAAGGAAUUCCUCCACCCUUACUGGGUUAUUGUCAGGUGUAAACGGCCUUUCAGCUGAGCAAUGUUCCUAUGAGAAGGAAGCCAUUUCUCUUGGCUCAUGAACACUGCCUUUUGGGUAGUAUACCCACACCCAGAUCUGUGAAGAGACCUGGAAUUGAAGUCUCCAUGUCGUCAGGACUUGGUGGCAUGUGGAUCUUGCUUGACUUGGGAAAAGAGAGGGUGGUGGUGAACUAAUAAUUAUGGAGUCCCCCUAAUGUGUCGAACACAAUGCUAGAUGAUUUCCAUGAUAAUAAUUACUCAUACUUGUGCUAAGCACUUGCGAUAUCGUACUUCUCACAACAGUCCAUGAGGUACUGAUUAUUAUUCCCAUUUUCUCAUGAGACUAAAGCUCAGAGCUCUAGGAUAGUAUACAGUGGCAAGAGGAAUUUACAUCCAAGCACUCAGAUUUCAAAGCCCACAUUCUUAACUACCGGACUAUUCAUAUUACAGAGCAGGAAAAGGGUCUCAGACAGGUUAAGCAACCUGCCCAGAGUCACACAGCUAAUGAGUAGCAGAAUCAGGAUUCAAACCCAGAGCUGUCAAAAGCAAACCUUAUGUUCCUUCCACUGUCCCCUGCUUCCUUGCCCUUCAGAAAGGUCUUGGAAACAGGGGCCAGAGGAUGUGGUAGCCACUUCACUGGUGUUCUGUGUCUGAAUGGGACUUUCUCACAGGCAGGCCAUGCUGGGACCUCAGCCAUGGGGGUGGCCAGGGAGGUGGUUGAGCAGAAGGAUAGCUGGGGACACUGACUGGGGGUAGAGUCACCCAGUGUCUUUAGACAUCCUGCUGUCUAAAGCACUGUGUCCAAAGGGUAUGGCACACUUAUAUGGACAGGUCACCAUUCCAAACAAGGAGGCCCAGUGUGUCAAUAGGAGAGGUCCUAAAGCAACAAAAAGGGCGGGGUGUCUUGGAUGGGCUUCAGGAAGGGAAAGACCAUUGUGUCUGGAGCUCAGAGAAUGGGGGCUGGUGUUUGAGAUGAGGCUGGAGAUUGGGCAUGGCAUCCUCACGCAUGUUAAGGAAUUGGGGACUUUAUCCUUAACAUCCUGGAAGCCAGUGAUCCCAUGGAGAGUGAGAAGAUCUGAUCUGUGUUUCAAAGGUCACUUGACUGCCGAGCAGCUGGAGGCGAGUUGCUCCUUUAGGAGACUGCUGCAGUUGCCUGGGUGAGAGGCUAGAGGGGUCUGGUCUAUAGCAGUGGCAGGGGAGAUGGAAAGAAGAGAAUGAUUUGAGGGGCAUUCGGGGGGCAAAAUCAACAGGACCUGGGGGGAGACGAAGGGAUCAAGAAUGAUGCCCAGAUUCUGGGUGAGUGGCAGUGCUGUGGUGCACAAGUAGUGAUGUUAUGUUUCCGGGUGACCUGCUGUUUAGCAGGAGCCCAGCCUGUGGCUAAGAAGUAUAGAGAACUGAAACUAGCUCCCUAGGGAUGGGAAAACCAAGUGGGCUGAGGAUAAGAACAGGGCCCCAGGGCUGGGUGCAGUCGCUCACGCCUGUAAUCUUAGCACUUUGGGAGGCCGAGGUGGGCGGAUCACUUGAGGUCAGGAGUUCGAAACCAGCCUGAUCAACACAGUGAAACCCCGUCUCUACCAAAAAAUACAAAAAUUACCCGGACAUGGUGGCACAUGCCUGUAGUUCCAGCGCCUUGGGAGGCUGAGGCAUGAGAAUUUCUUGAACCCGGGAGGUGGAGGUUGCAGUGAGCUGAGAUUGCCACUGCACUCCAGCCUGGGCAACACAGUGAGACCCUGUCUCAAAAAAAAAAAAAAAAAAAAGAAUAGGGUCCCAGGCUCAGCAGGUAGGGACACUGAGGUAAAAUCCUAUUCCCUAGGACUAGGGACUAGGAAGGGAGAAAAUAGGAAGCUGCUGUGGCAUAGGCAUCUGCAUGGGCAGAUGGUGAGGCCAAAGCCCCUGAUUUUGCCAUACCUCCUGCCCUGGUCAGGACUGGUUCAGGCAUUAGGGCAGGCCCAGCCAGGGCAGAAGCCUUCCUAGAUACACCUGUGGGGAGUUGAGGAACUACAGCAGGGCUGAAACCCUGCUUUCAGGGGCCCCCAUGUGGCUGGUAGGGGCAGCUUUUGGAAGCUAGACUGGAUCCUAUUACUCCCCAGAUGAAAAGUUCAAAUUCCUUAAUACAACUCAGAGCUCAUCACAAUGUCACAACCCUCCUUUCUCGGCUCGCUUCCUCCUUAAGAGCUCUGGGGCGAUUCUUUCAGACCAGCCUGAGGGAUCUUCCACAGGUUGUUAAUAGGGCUAGAAACAAAAAGUGGUGGUGUUUCUAUGAUCUAAUUUGUUGGAACAAACGUAGUGUUAAACUCAAACAUUUCUGUAGGAUUUCUUGGAGCUUUAACUAUACUAACAUUUACUGUAACUCUUCAGGACAGGGUAUGAUUACGUAUUUCCCACAUUUCUUUGGUCAGAGAACCCGUUUUUGUGAGGAGCAUUUCAUGGGACAGCUGUUGUGAGAAACAGUUUGGGAAGGGCUGUGUUGGUCCCAUGGAGGGGCUGGCUGUUCCCAGAGCAGGUCACUCCCCCACUUGCAUUGCCUUGCCUGGACUCUUUUCUUGGAGGGAGGUCCCUUUCCUCUACCCAUCUGAAUUUUUUUUUCUUCCACCAGUGUCCAGCUUGCCUUUCACCAUGGGCCUAAUGAUGGAAAUUACAGUUAUUUUGUAUCUUCAAACAGAACCAAGCAAAUCCUCUGAGCUUCAUUCAUAUGGGAAAUUUUCUUUCUUUCUUUUUUUUUUUUUUGAGAUGGAAUUUCGCUCUUGUUGCCCAGGCUGGAGUGCAAUGGCUCAAUCUCGGCUCACUGCAACCUCCACCUCCCAGGUUCAAGAGUUUCUCCUGCCUCAGCAGGAGGAUUACUGUAAUCCCAAGUAGCUGGGAUUACAGGCCUGCGCCACCACGACUAGCUAAUUUUGUACUUUUAGUAGAGAUGCGAUUUCACCAUGUUGGCUAGGCUGGUCUCGAACUCCUGACCUCAGGUGAUCCACCCUCCUCAGCCUCCCAAAGUGCUGGGAUUACAGGCAUGAGCCACAGUGCCGGACAUUAUGGGAAAAUUUUUUGAGGGACUAAACUAAUCUCCACAAAUAGCAAUGCAUUUAGGAAAUAUAUUUAAAGGGGAAAAAAAGACUCAUAGUUUCACUCAGUCAUGUUCAUAAUUUUUAGUAUUUGGGUUUUUUAGCAUGUAAUUUGUGUACAUAGUUUUGGUUUUUGUAAACUUGCAUAGGGGUUUUCUGGUACAAACUGGAAAACCUGCUAGACAAAUUCUGAAACAUCUGUAAUGCUUGUAGGUAGUUGUUGUAACACUAUGCCCACACAUAAUCACUUUCCAUAUUGCUGCAUAGUCUUUGUAACCAUUUUUCUUCUUCUUUUUUUUGAGAUGGAGUUUUGCUCUUGUUGCCCAGGCUGGAGUGCAAUGGCGCGAUCUUGGCCCACUGCAACCUCUGCCUCCCGGGUUCAAGCUAUUCUGCUGCCUUAGCCUCCCGAGUAGCUGGGAUUACAGGCACACGCCACCACGCCCGGCUAGUUUUUGUAUUUUUAGUAGAGACGGGGUUUCACCAUGUCAGCCAGGCUUUUCUUGAACUUCUGAUCUCAAGUGAUCCUCACUCCUCAGCCUCCCAAAUUGCUGGGAUUACAGGCGUGAGCCACCACGCCCACCUGUAACCAUUAUUUUUAAGAUUGCUACCAUUGGAUAGUUCUGUCAUGGUCCAACUUUUGGAUAUUUAAAAUUGAUCCCUGUGUGGCUAACAGAAUUAAUGUUUCCAAAAAUGUUGAAAAUUAUAUAGUUCUCUUAAUUCCCCACCUCUAACUAUAUUUUUGGGUUAUUUCUUUAGGAACAGAUGCCCAGGAGUCAUAUUACUGAGAAUCUAGAAAUCUUUUGCAAAGUUCUUGUUAUAUUGCCAAAUUGCUUCCCAAAAGGGUUGUUCUAAACCAUAAUUUCACCAGCAAUGUAGGGGAGAACCAUUUUUAUGCUGCCCUUGUGAGAAUUGGGUAUGAAAACAUUUUUAAAAUGAUUUUUGAUGAGGUGAAAAUAAUAUUUGAAUAUAUUUUAAUUUGCCUUUCCCCCACUUAUAGUGAGCUUAAACAUUUUUUCCUUUUCCUAGCUGUAUUUCUCCCUUUGUUAUUCGUUCUUUCGUCCAUUUAUCUACUGGGGAGAUGGGGAGUGUUAUCUUUUUAGUUUAUCAGUUAUUUGCAUUUUAAAUAUAACCAUUUGCCAUAUUUUAACAACGAUUUUUCCAUUAAAUAAUUCUUUUUAUAAAAAAACUUUAUAUAUCUGUUGAUGUUUUGUGAUUUUUAUUGCUUCUAAGCUAAUACAGAUUUUUGGAUCUUAUUCAAUUUCGCUUUCUUCUGUUUAGGUUAUUAUCUGGUUUUAUACCUAACUACUUAUUUUCAAAUUGCUAACCAGUUAUCCUAAUAGUAUUUACUGAAUUCCUUCCCACUCCUACAUCACAUAUUAAAAUUAUUUUAUGCCUAAAUUAUUUAUAAUAUUUCAGUUAUUCUUCCUAUAAUUACAAUUUGAACCAUCAAAGUAGGUUUUCAUAGUUGGCAGAGCUAGUUCUUCUUCAUAAUUCUGUUUCAGAAUUUUCUUUGAUAUUCUUCCUCAACAUUUUAAACAUUUUGUCAAGUUUCAGUGCAACUGACUUUUGGUUUUUAUUUAUUUAAAAACUGGGCCAUGCCGGGCGCAGUGGCUCACGCCUGUAAUCCCAGCACUUCGGGAGACUGAGAUGGGUGAAUCACUUGAGGUCAGGAGUUUGAGACCAGACUGGCCAAUGUGGUGAAACCCCAUCUCUACUAAAAAUACAAAAAUUUGCUGGGCAUGGUGGCAUGUGCCUGUAAUCCCAGCUACUGGGGAGGCUGAAGCAGGAGAAUUGUUUGAACCCGGGAGACGGAGGUUGCAGUGAGCCAAGAUUGUGCCACUGCACUCCAGCCUGGGCAACAGAGUGAGACUCCAUCUCAAACAAACAAACAAACAAACAAACAAAAAACUGGACUAGGCGUGGUGGCGGUUUGGGAGACUGAGGCUGGAGGAUUGCCUGAGGCCAGCAGUUUGAGGUUACAGUGAGGUAUGACUGUGCCACUGCACUCCAACCUGGGUAAGACCCUAUCUCUGAAAAACAAACAAGCAAACCCCAGAACUCUGGCUGCAAAAGUAGUACAUAUUUCUUUGAAGGAAAAAAAGGAAAACUUGAUAAUCCUACCACCCAAAGAUGUUUUUAAAUCACUUAUGUGGUACUCAGUUAUGUGCCAUGCACUGUCCAAGUGCUUACAAAUAUUAUACUAACUCCCUUUGUGUUUAUAACAACUGUCUGAAGUCAGUAGACUCAUUUUCCAGUUUUCCAGUUUAGGAAACUGAUAUUACACCUUUUCUACAGAUGGGGAAACUUGCCCAGGGUGCCCAGGCAGUCCGCAGAACCAUGCUUUGAAUCAGGGCAGUGUGGUUCCAGGGUCCUGUACAGAUCAAACACCCUGACUCUGCCAUUCCAUCAGAUACAUGAUUCAUAUUUUGGUGUAUUUGCCUCCAAUCUUGAGCAAAGUGGGUUGUCCCUGUACAUACUUUGUGUAAUCUUUUAGCUUAACAGGUGUCAUGAACACUUCCGUAUCAUAAAUCUUUCCCAGCAUGAUUUUUAUUAUCUAUUUAAUAUUUCUCAUAUUCAAUGUAGAACAAUGCACUUAACCAAUUUCUCAUUUUUGUAAUAAUUUUCUUCCCAUUUUCCCCUGUAAUAACACUGCUGAGAUAUAUAUUUUUUUCUUCUUUUUUUUACUGUUCUGAAGAUACUCUGGCAGAAAUGUAUGUUCCUCAGGCUAAAUCUUUUCACACAUCCACAAUCAUUUUAUCAUAAAUUCUAGAGCUGGAAA
Homo sapiens (human) is the source of this 8014-nucleotide messenger RNA. RefSeq names its product actin related protein 2/3 complex inhibitor (gene ARPIN). The coding region runs from base 833 to 1225 and encodes 130 amino acids. The transcript has 6 exons. The record is from RefSeq and is marked validated. Gene Ontology annotation, cellular component: lamellipodium. Gene Ontology annotation, biological process: negative regulation of actin nucleation. Lineage: Eukaryota; Metazoa; Chordata; Mammalia; Primates; Hominidae.